GCACCGACACAUCCCUGGACGUCAGGACCACCUCUUUCCCAAAGUGACAUGUCUUGGAGGGCUUGUCAAGAACUGUUUACUACAUCAGACACGGUGCAAAGUGUGGAAAAUGUGGAGUCUUGCGCAAUAUCGGGCGGAGCCAACGACUGAAGGAAUCGGGGCAAAGGAUGACUCACCAAUACCCAUGUCUCACCCCGGAGCAAAAGAAGGAGCUCGCCACCAUUGCUCAGCGCAUCGUUGCUUCCGGAAAGGGGAUCCUUGCAGCAGAUGAAUCUGUUGGUACAAUGGGGAAGCGCCUACAGAAGAUAAAUGUGGAGAAUACAGAGGAGAACCGGCGCUGUUUCCGUGACAUACUCUUCUCUGCCGAUGCCUCUAUUGCUGACAGCAUUGGUGGCGUCAUCUUCUUCCACGAAACACUCUACCAGAAGUCUGACAAGGGUGUCCUGUUCCCACAAGUCAUCAAACAGAAGGGCAUUGUGGUGGGAAUCAAAGUGGACAAAGGAACAGCAGGUCUGAAUGGGACAGACGGUGAAACGACAACACAGGGGCUCGACGGCCUCUCGGAGCGUUGUGCUCAGUACAAAAAAGACGGCUGCGACUUUGCCAAGUGGAGAUGUGUGCUGAAGAUCUCGGACGGUUGCCCUUCGGCCCUUGCCAUUGCCGAGAACGCCAAUGUUCUCGCUCGAUAUGCCAGCAUAUGUCAGCAGAAUGGCCUGGUUCCGAUUGUGGAGCCAGAGAUCCUGCCAGACGGAGACCAUGACUUGCAGCGCUGUCAGUACGUGACUGAAAAGGUUCUGGCAGCCGUUUACAAGGCCCUUUCCGAUCAUCAUGUCUACCUGGAAGGUACUCUCUUGAAGCCUAAUAUGGUCACUGCAGGUCACUCCUGCCCAAAGAAGUUCACCCCUGAACAAGUUGGCAUGGCAACGGUCACUGCUUUGAGCCGUACAGUACCAGCUGCCGUCCCCGGUAUCUGCUUUCUGUCUGGAGGGCAGAGCGAGGAGGAGGCCUCCCUCAACCUAAAUGCUAUUAACCAGACGCCCCUGAACCGGCCCUGGAAGCUGACCUUCUCUUACGGCCGUGCCCUGCAGGCCUCAGCUCUGGCUGCCUGGCAGGGUAAAGCAGGAAACAAACAGGCUGCACAAGAAGCCUUCUGCACCCGAGCCAAGAUUAAUAGUCUGGCAUCGAAAGGGGAGUACAAGCCAACGGGCCUGGCUGACAAGUCUGCUACACAGUCCCUCUACACUGCUAGCUAUGUCUACUAGAUUCUACACCCACAGCUGCGAUAGGAACACAGAGCUAACAGUGAUGUUGCAAAAUUUUAAUGAGAACUCAUCCUGUCAGCAAAUGCGGUUGCAUUACAUUUGCAACUGGUAACUUGCAAGCUCACCGUGACAUCAUAAAAUUAAUACUGACUUGUGGGAAAUGGAAAAAAACUGAAAUAAAAUGAUUUAAAUGCUA
This is a messenger RNA of Scleropages formosus (Asian bonytongue), 1458 nucleotides long. It is a transcript of the gene aldob, whose product is annotated as aldolase b, fructose-bisphosphate. The transcript is spliced from 10 exons. Gene Ontology annotation, molecular function: fructose-bisphosphate aldolase activity. Gene Ontology annotation, biological process: glycolytic process. NCBI's taxonomy places the organism in Eukaryota, Metazoa, Chordata, Actinopteri, Osteoglossiformes, Osteoglossidae. The record is from RefSeq and is a predicted model, not a curated record. The coding region runs from base 168 to 1262 and encodes 364 amino acids.